CUUUACUGACUAUGCCGUGAUUAAUUUAAUGCACUUUAGCACGCGAGAGGCCUGAGGCAACGUGUACUUAGCUUCGGAAGUUCAACUGUUGUGACAGAUACUUAAAAUAGAACAAGUUGCAUAUUUCCCCAGUGAUAUUUCUUGCGAUGACAAUGAGCUUGUAUCCAUUGCACGCUUUCUCCCGGCUGUCGAUUACCGCGAGGCCGGGUCCCUUCAUGUCACGCAGUCAAGCCUAGUAACUAAGCAAGGGCCAUAUUUAAGUUUCUGUUGAUUAUAGCCUUACUGAGUCAAACAAGUACUAAAAAAUUGUCACCAUGGGCGCAAUCAUCAAUAGCGCCAACGUCAAGGCGCUCCUGUACGGUCUAAUGAAUGUGGUGUCUGCUUCAGGCAUUGUCUUCGCCAACAAGGCCGUUUUCAAAACGUACGACUUUCACUUCACGUACGCGCUCACCUGGAUCCACACGCUCUUCACGCUGCUGGGCAUGCGACUGUUUGCGGCGGGCGGCAUGUUCGCAGUUAAGUCCAUUCCGCAGCGCCGGCUGGCGCCCCUGGCGGCUGCCUACGUGGCGUACAUCGUGCUGUGCAACCUGAGCCUCAAAGUCAACACAGUGGGGUUCUACCAGGUCAUGAAGAUCGCGGUGGCCCCCACCGUCAUCGCGCUGGAGCUGCUGCUGUUCCGCCGCAUCCCGCCCGCCCGCAUCGUGGCCAGCGUGCUGGUGGUGUGCGGCGGCAUCGGGGUGGCGACGGCGGCAGACAGCCAGGUGGCGACCAACCUGCUGGGGAUCGGGGUGGGGCUGGGGGCGACGGUGAUGACGGCGCUGUACCAGAUCUGGGCGGGCAGCAAGCAGAAGGAGCUGCGGGCGAGCAGCAUGCAGCUGCUGCAUGCGUACACGCCGCAGGCCACUCUCAUGCUCGGCCUGCUCAUCCCCCUCUGCGAGCCCAUGGGCUGGUCCCCCGUCUCCGCACCGCCCAGCGCCGCGGGCGUCCCCGCACCCGCCCCACAACGCCCGCUGGGCACCCUGCUGGCCUACCACUACACACCCGCGGCGGUUGCGGCCAUCUUGCUUUCCGCGGUGCUGGGCCUGUUGGUCAGCCUGUCCACCUUCCUGGUUAUCGGCGCCACCUCCAGCCUGACGUAUAACGUGGUGGGGCACCUGAAGACGGUGAUUAUCUUAACCGGCGGGUGUUUGUUCUUCGGGGAUACCAUGCCGCUGAAGAAGUUUAUUGGCGUGUGUAUAGCCAUGGCGGGGAUUGUUUGGUACACUCAGCAGAAGCUGGUGUCGGCGAGUGGGGGUAGCGGCGGCGGGGGUGCUGGUGGUACGGCAGCGGCGGCGGCGGGAGCGGGGAGUACGGCAGGUGGUGGUAAUUCGCCGCCGUUGCUGCCGCUGUCGUCGGCGCCGCCGAUCUCCGUCAAGUCGGCGUUCACGGCGACGGUGGCGAGGAGCCGUACGGCAGCGGUGGCGGCAGCCGCCGCCGCUGCAUCUGCGGGCGCGAGUGGGGG
This is a messenger RNA of Astrephomene gubernaculifera, 1501 nucleotides long. NCBI's taxonomy places the organism in Eukaryota, Viridiplantae, Chlorophyta, Chlorophyceae, Chlamydomonadales, Astrephomenaceae. The record is from the annotation of a GenBank genome assembly.